Messenger RNA from Carassius carassius (crucian carp), 965 nucleotides. RefSeq lists its product as uncharacterized. The coding region runs from base 6 to 965 and encodes 319 amino acids. The record is from RefSeq and is a predicted model, not a curated record. The transcript is spliced from 3 exons. Lineage: Eukaryota; Metazoa; Chordata; Actinopteri; Cypriniformes; Cyprinidae.
ACAAGAUGGCCGCCAACCCAGCGCCGCUGCGGUGCAUGACCACCAACCCCGCACCACGAGGCAAGAUGGAAGCCAGCAUCACCCCACAGUGCAAGAUGGCUGCCAGCUCAGCACCAACGCCCAGGAUGGCCGCUGACACCCUUCUCUAUUACUUCGAGAUGCUAUCAAGGAUCCUAGAUGUUCCCAAGACGGUUCACGUCAUGGCUGCUGAGCUAGAGCCACAGCACAAAGUGGCCGCCAGCCCAGCGCCACAGCACAAGAUGGCUGCCAGCCCAGAGCCACAGCACAAGAUGGCUGCCAGCCUAGAGCCACAGCACAAAAUGGCCGCCGGCCCAGCGCCACAGCACAAGAUGGCUGCCAGCCCAGAGCCACAGCACAAGAUGGCCACCAGCCCAGCGCCACAGCACAAGAUGGCCGACUCAACGCCUGAGUCUCCAGACAAGGUGCCACCGACUCGCCAUCAUAGAGGGUGGAGGAGGAGGAGACAGGCGCCUACCGUUCCUCAAAGCCAGGAGGACGUUCCCGAGCGGGCCGCUGCCGUCCAGGAGGACGUUCCCGAGCGGGCCACUGCCGUCCAGGAGGACAUUCCCGAGGCGGUGCCUGAGGCCGUUCCGGAUGCCGAGGCAGUGACCGAUGCCGUUCCGGAGGCCGAGGCGGUGACUGAUGCAGAGACGGCCCAUGCCAUCGGCUGUUCUAUGGCUGCUAUGGUCUCUACGAAGAGACAUCUGUGGCUGAACCUCACGGGCAUCAGGGAGAGGGAUCUAGCUUUCCUUCUUGAUGCCCCUGUCACACCUUCCGGCCUAUUUGGCGUUGCUGUCAACACUGUCGCCACUAGGUUUUGGGAGGUGAAACGCUAUGAGGAAGUGUUUGUGAGGUUCCUCCCCCGCCGUGCUCAAGCGUCGGGACCGUCAGCCACCCAGUCCCGACCAAGUUCGGUUUCUCAGCACUUCUCAGCCCGCCUCUAA